GACACACUCACAUUCACAUUGAUUACACCCUUUGCUUCGUUCUUCAUCUUUCACGGGUUUGUUGCAUUUCCAUCUCAGACAAAAUCUGGUGAUGAUCAUAAUUUGACAACAAACCCAUUUAUAUUUUCAUCAAUUGCCCAUCUGCAUCAGCCUUUCAAGCUUUUCACUUUCUUGGGGAUUUGUUGCUUUUGGCAUUGAUCAGCUUUGCUUCCUCUGUUUUCUCAAAUGCCCAUCUGAGUUUUGGAGAGUUUUGGUGGACUUCAUGCUAAUGAUGAUAAUGAAAAAGGGAAGAAAUUGAAGAGGUAAAAAAAAGCUGCUAAUCAAAAUAUCGUCCUAGGAAUCUGUCACGAUGGCAGUGCCCAGAAAGACAGCAAUGGCAAUUAAAUCUUACCAAAAUCAGGCUGAAGAUCUGGUUAAAAGCUACUUACUAGCGGAUCCGUUUAUGCCAUAUACUUCCGUUAUUGGAGGAAUAUUUUUGUGCAAACUGGUCUAUGAUCUUACCCAGUUAAUUAGUACCUUUUACAUCAAAAGUUAUGCUAGUCUUACAAAAAUCCAACGAAUCGAGUGGAACAGUCGAGGAAUCUCCAGCAUCCAUGCUAUUUUUAUCACAGUUCUUUCCUUGUACUUUGUUUUCUGGUCCGAUCUCUUUUCAGACCAACAGCUAGCUGGCCUUGUUACAUUUCGAAGCUCAUCGUUGUCUGUAUUUGGAUUAGGGGUCUCUGUUGGGUACUUCUGUGCGGACCUAGGAAUGUUACUGUGGCUAUAUCCUUCUUUAGGUGGAAUGGAGUAUGUCCUCCAUCACUCACUUGCUGGAAUUGCGGUAGCGUACUCCAUGUUUUCUGGGGAAGGGCAACUUUAUACAUACAUGAUCCUCAUCUCUGAGAUCACUACUCCAGAGAUCAAUAUGAGAUGGUAUCUUGAUACAGCUGGUAUGAAGAGGUCCAGCGCAUAUCUCAUUAACGGCAUUGUGAUAUUUUUUUCAUGGCUGGGAGCCAGGAUUCUACUGUUCGGUUACAUGUUUUACCAUGUUUACCUGCACUAUGAUCAGGUCAUCCAGAUGCACAUCUUUGGAUAUAUGUUGGUCUUUGCUGUACCAGCAGUGCUAGCAAUAAUGAACUUGAUGUGGUUUGGAAAGAUUAUCAAGGGGUUGAUUAAACAAUUAUCUAAGAGGCAAUGAUGCAUAUAUAGAUAUUCCAACCAAGUCUAAAGUCUUCCUGUUACGAUGGGUAUCAUGUUGUGCAUUCUGCUAUUUUGUUUACUGUAUAAAAUGAUAGGGGCCUAGAGAGGUUAAAGAGAAAUCAAAUCUGGAGGCAUUUAGUCACCACAAUGUUGUAAAGUUUGUAUUCUUUUGUCUGUGUUGUAGUUACCUGAAAUUGAAUUGAGAUCUCUCAUCUCUAUUCUAACUCCGUCCCAUCCUAUGUCACUAGAGACCUAGAGUUGAGGUUCAAUACCCUCAGUUAAGUUGGAAAUGAAGAUUUGCAAAGUUGUUUACAUU
Fragaria vesca subsp. vesca is the source of this 1495-nucleotide messenger RNA. RefSeq names its product transmembrane protein 56-B-like. Gene Ontology annotation, cellular component: membrane; extracellular region; endoplasmic reticulum. Gene Ontology annotation, molecular function: aspartic-type endopeptidase activity. Bases 350 to 1177 code for a protein of 275 amino acids. The transcript has 9 exons. Gene Ontology annotation, biological process: lipid homeostasis; proteolysis. The record is from RefSeq and is a predicted model, not a curated record. NCBI's taxonomy places the organism in Eukaryota, Viridiplantae, Streptophyta, Magnoliopsida, Rosales, Rosaceae.